AUGAUUGAGCUUUUAUCUAACGAAGAUUUAGAUACUUAUGAAGCUCAAGAGAUGAUUAAUAAACUUGACAAAUCUAAGACAUUUUUAGAGAAUUUAAGAGAAAAAUGUAACAAAGAUUUGAAAUAUUUACAAAGUCAACAACAACAAUUGGCAAAGAAAGAGAAAGUUAAUACUGAAUUGAAGGUUGGAGAUAACAAUGAAAACAAAUUAAACAACAAAACUGUCGAGAAUAAAGAUACAAUGGAUAAAAGUAAUUCCAUUGAUGAUUUAUCAGAUGUUGAAGAUGUUGUAAAUCUAAUGUCACUAGGAGAUGACAGAGGAGAUUAUUAUAAAUUUAUCACCAACAAUGGUGAAAGGCAUAAAUUUUAUCACGAAAAUAAAUCAGCAAAACUUGAUUUUGGAUUGAACGAAAUUAAAGACUUUCCUAAUUGGAUUAAUAUGGUCAAAAGAUUUCUAAAGAAAUGGAACUUUGAUAACAUCACUAAAUGUAAUUCAGCUGAUGAUAUUCCAUUAGUAGAACAUAAAAUUAUUACCCUGGUUAUCCAAGAAUCUUUAGGAAACGGCUUUAAUAGAUGGAAAAAUAAUUAUGU
Henningerozyma blattae CBS 6284 is the source of this 590-nucleotide messenger RNA. RefSeq lists its product as uncharacterized. NCBI's taxonomy places the organism in Eukaryota, Fungi, Ascomycota, Saccharomycetes, Saccharomycetales, Saccharomycetaceae. The annotation marks the transcript as partial. The transcript has a single exon. The record is from RefSeq and is a predicted model, not a curated record.